Pieris brassicae (large cabbage white) is the source of this 2147-nucleotide messenger RNA. RefSeq names its product UDP-glycosyltransferase UGT5-like. Bases 125 to 1702 code for a protein of 525 amino acids. Lineage: Eukaryota; Metazoa; Arthropoda; Insecta; Lepidoptera; Pieridae. Gene Ontology annotation, molecular function: UDP-glycosyltransferase activity. The record is from RefSeq and is a predicted model, not a curated record. The transcript is spliced from 5 exons.
AAUAAAACAGUAAAUAAUAAUACAAGACUAUAAUUUUAUCGCUAUAACGAGUUUAAGAUCAUUCAGUUAAGAUUUCUGUGCUGGAGGCAUUGUGCGUUAUUUAUGUUUCAUUGAAAUACCAAAUAUGAUGCUCAAUAUUCGCGAAUAUAUAAUUUUUUUAUGCUUACCGUUUUGCGAGUCAGCCAACAUUCUCUAUGUUGUGCCAGUCUCUUCAAGAUCUCAUGAUAUAUUUCUAAGACCAAUAGGACUUGAACUGGCAAACAGAGGUCAUAAUAUCACCGUUAUAACCUCUUUUGACGUACCCAAUUCCCCAGAAAAUUAUCACAAAGUUGUAGUAGAAAGGAAAGAAAUAUGGGAUUUAAUGGGUACCGCAAGACCAAACAUAUUUGAAACAACAAAAAUAUCAACCAUCGAAUUAAUAAACACAAUAUUGUGGAAAGCAGGGCUUGCUUUCACGGAACAUAUUCUUAACUCAACUGAAGUACAGGAUUUUCUCAAACAAGAUAAUAAUUAUGAUUUAGUUAUCUGUGAGACGUUUGUUCAAGACGCUAUAUACUACUUUUCUCAUAGAUAUAAUGCACCUUUAGUGCUUGUAACACCCUUUGGAAAUUGUAUGAGACACAAUAUAGCCGUUGGAAAUCCAUUACAGCUAGCGACUAUUCACUACGAGUUCGUUCCGAUAGAAAAUCCUAAAAGUUUUCUGGGACGUAUGAAAAAUCUUUUCAUUUCAAUAUAUGAGUAUGUAUUGUGGAGGUUUUGGUACUUAAAAGAGCAAGAGAUAUUAGCUAAAAAGUAUAUUAAAGAUUUGCCCGAACCAGUACCAAAUUUAUACGAUACAGAAAAAAAUGCAGCGCUUUUUUUGGUUAAUAGACACUUCAGUUUUAAUGAGCCAAUGGCAUAUCUACCAAAUAUUAUCGAAAUUGGUGGAUUGCAUACUACAAUGAACGCUGAACCAGAAAUAUUACCAAAGGAAAUAGAAAAAGUAUUGAACGAAUCCACCAAUGGAAUAGUGUACAUCAAUUUCGGAAGUAAUGUUAAAAGUUCUGAACUACCAGCCGAUAAAAGGAAUGCUUUUAUAAGCAUUUUGGGGAGACUUAAACACACAGUUUUAUGGAAAUGGGAGAAUGAUCUCACAAAAGAUAUGCCACAGAAUAUAAUCACAAGAAAAUGGUUUCCACAACAUAAAAUAUUAGCACACCCUAAUAUCAAACUGUUUAUCGGUCACGGAGGAGCAAUGAGCACCCAAGAAGCUGUUUACCACGGAGUGCCUAUCCUGGGUGUACCCGUAUAUGCUGACCAAUAUAACAAUCUACUUCUCGCCAAAGUAGCCGGCUUUGGAGAAAUCCUCAAUUUUAAUGACAUCAAUGAGGCAUCUACAGAAAGGGCCAUUAAGGAUAUACUCGAGAAGGACAUAUAUAUGUUAAAAGCUAAGGAGGUUUCUAAAAUAUUCAGAGAUAGGCCAAUGAAUCCUUUAGAAACAGCAAUGUUCUGGAUAGAAUAUGUUAUUAGAAACAAUGGUACAAAUCGUAUGAAAAGCUCUGCGAUUGAUAUGCACUGGACUGUAUUCAAUAUGUUGGACGUUUAUGCGUUUAUAGUAAUAACAUUUGUUGCAAUUGCUUUUCUUGCAGUAAAAUUGUUGAUUGUUUUACGUAAUAAAUUACGUUACAGGACGGUGUUGACGAAAAAACAGAAGCGCUCUUAAAUGUGAUUUAAAUAUAAAAUGUGAUUCGUGAUUUACGUAUACGACUGAAUAAUGUUUUUUUAUUAAAGGUUUAUAUAAUAAUUAAUUAUUAAUUUAUUAAAGCAGACAACCAUAAGACCAUAAUAUUGUUAUUAAUGUGUUAGUUACAAUAUUGUCCUAAAUAUUAUAUUAGCAGAUACUCGAUUAGCUGUUCAAUCAUAAAAUUACAAUUAAUUAUAAACUUAUCCCAGCGCACAUCACCGCAACAAAACCACACACAGUAUAUUUAAUUGUUUUACAACGUAGCUACUUCCCAACGUAUAGAAAUCCUCACAUCAUUGAGGACGCUCCGUCAAGCUUGUUAAGUGUCCAGGAGCGUUUAAGUGCGGAAAAUGAGUCAACCCACCAUAUACACAGUAUCUGUCCACUUACAAUACAUAAAUAUAUUUACAACUUGCAAUGAUUA